Messenger RNA from Sinocyclocheilus anshuiensis, 631 nucleotides. Its product is annotated as transcription elongation factor B polypeptide 1. The coding region runs from base 111 to 449 and encodes 112 amino acids. The record is from RefSeq and is a predicted model, not a curated record. Gene Ontology annotation, biological process: ubiquitin-dependent protein catabolic process. The transcript has 4 exons. NCBI's taxonomy places the organism in Eukaryota, Metazoa, Chordata, Actinopteri, Cypriniformes, Cyprinidae.
UCCUGUUGUCGGCAGUGACAACAGAAGAAGCAGUAGCCAGAAGCUUAUCGAAAAAUUUUUCCCUGACCAGCUCGAUCUUAGUUAGAGACUGACAAGGGAAGGUGGUAAAAAUGGAUGGAGAAGAAAAAACCUAUGGUGGAUGUGAAGGGCCAGAUGCCAUGUAUGUGAAAUUGAUCUCCUCUGAUGGCCAUGAGUUUAUCGUGAAGAGAGAACAUGCUCUGACGUCUGGAACAAUCAAAGCUAUGCUUAGUGGACCUGGCCAGUUUGCUGAGAAUGAAACAAAUGAGGUCAACUUUCGAGAGAUCCCAUCUCACGUUCUUUCUAAAGUGUGCAUGUACUUUACAUAUAAAGUCCGCUAUACUAAUAGUUCAACAGAGAUCCCAGAAUUUCCUAUUGCCCCAGAGAUAGCGCUGGAGCUUCUGAUGGCUGCAAACUUCUUAGAUUGUUAAACAUAAAAAAGAAACACUCAUAUACACGUCUGGAUGCAGAAUAAAUAUGAAAAGCAAAAUAUCAUUGGUUUAUUUUAUUGCUUUAAUACAUUUAGGUUUGCAAACAGAGAUCUGGUGUGCUGAAUUAGAAGUAUAACUGUGUUUGGUCAUUUGUUAUAUUAACCUGUAAUACCCCGCCCCCC